AUGGUCAAACGCAAGAGAACCGAUACCCCCAAGGAGGACAAGACGGCUGGUACCCCUCCCAAGAUUACCAAAUCCGUCCCUACUGUCUCGGAGACUCCCAAUGCAGCUCUCACUAUCCAAGUGGUUACAGGUUCUUAUGAGCGGGUGCUCCAUGGCUUCACGGUCGGAAUCCCAGCCUCUAGCCUGAAAGCAAAGGAUGAGGCUGACCCCUCGGCCAUCCAAUGCAUGGAUACUUUCUUAUUCGAAGCCCAUGGAUCUGCAAUUCGUUGUCUUGCAUUGUCGCCACUACCUAAAUCCACCGACUCUGUCGAUGCCCAAAAGGUGAUGCUGGCCAGUGGUAGUACAGAUGAGCGUAUCAACCUGUACUCAAUCUCCGCUGCACCCCCUGCCGUGAAUGAAGACUAUCCGUCUGUGCCGACCUUCGCCGGAAACAAGAUUCUCGAAAACCCCCGGAACCGUGAGCUAGGAACAUUGUUGCAUCACACUGCCAGUAUUACCUCGUUGAAUUUCCCUUCGCGAACCAAGUUGCUCGCAGCUGGAGAGGACAACACAAUCUCCGUUUCCAAGACCCGUGACUGGACCGUCGUAUCAACUAUCAAAGCACCAAACCCAAAAAUUCAAGGUCGACCAAGCGGUGACACGGCGCCUCCCGGAGCUGCUCCUUCUGGAGUGAACCACUUUGCGGUUCAUCCCAGUAUGAAGCUGAUGCUGAGUGUCGGACGAGGAGAGAGAUGUAUGAGAUUGUGGAACCUUGUAACCGGCAGAAAGGCUGGUGUGUUGAACUUCACCAGGGAGAUCCUACAGGGUGUCAAGGAGUCGAGAUGGAGCACUGGAGAAGGUCGACGCAUUGCAUGGGACUCCGCGGGAGAGGAGUUCGCCGUUGCUUUCGAAUGGGGUGCAGUCGUGUUCGGAAUCGACUCGAUUCCAAGAUGCAGACUUAUUCCUGGCCCACGGAGCAAACUCCACCAGAUGAAGUAUGUUUCUUUGCCUUUGAAGGGCAAUGAAAAGGAAGAUUUCUUGGCCGUCUCUACGGAGGAUGGCCGAGUGAUCUUCUAUUCGACCAAAGAACUGAAAAAAGCGGAGGAUGACACCGAAUGCUCAAUUCCCCAUGCCACCGCUGUUGCUCAGCUUGGUGGAAAGCAAGCUGGGUUCCCUGGUCGCAUCAAGGAUUUCGACAUCCUCACUCUUGAAGAUCAAGCAAAGGAAUUCCGCAACGACUUCUUGGUCGUCACCGCCAACAGUGACGGCGUCGUCCGUGUUUGGAAGGUUGCUGGAAAAGAAGUUGUUGCAGCAAAGCAAGAAAAGGAUACAACUCAGUUUGGAAAGCUCUUGGCCACCAAUGAAACUGGCAACCGUAUCACAUGCAUGGCUUCCUUCGUCAUGUUGCCUGCGGAGGAUCCAUCUACACUGAUAGACUCUGAAGACGACUCUGAAGAUGAAGUGGAGUCAUCGAGUGAUAGUGACGAUGAGUAA
Penicillium vulpinum is the source of this 1473-nucleotide messenger RNA. Its product is annotated as putative 60S ribosome biogenesis protein Mak11. The record is from RefSeq and is a predicted model, not a curated record. Gene Ontology annotation, molecular function: protein binding. The transcript has 2 exons. NCBI's taxonomy places the organism in Eukaryota, Fungi, Ascomycota, Eurotiomycetes, Eurotiales, Aspergillaceae. The coding region runs from base 1 to 1473 and encodes 490 amino acids.